Messenger RNA from Triticum aestivum (bread wheat), 1575 nucleotides. RefSeq names its product acetylajmalan esterase. The transcript has 3 exons. Gene Ontology annotation, molecular function: hydrolase activity, acting on ester bonds. The record is from RefSeq and is a predicted model, not a curated record. NCBI's taxonomy places the organism in Eukaryota, Viridiplantae, Streptophyta, Magnoliopsida, Poales, Poaceae. The coding region runs from base 62 to 1291 and encodes 409 amino acids.
AGCUCCGACCGAGUCCUGUCGAGAUACGCACGCAUUCUCAUCAUUUACAACUGUUUUCUGCAUGGCUUCCUCGGCGUCUCUCCUCCUCCUCCUCGUCGCUGCUUCGCACGUGUGCUGCUGCCACGGGCAAGGCGGCGACAACGGCGCUGUGGCGGCGAUCUACAGCCUGGGCGACUCCAUCACGGACACGGGGAACCUGGCCAAGGAGGCGCCGCCCGGCGCCUUCGAGACCAUCAAGCACCUCCCCUACGGCGUCACCUUCGGCCGGCCCACCGGCCGGUGCUCCGACGGACUUCUCAUGAUCGACUUCCUCGCUCAGGACAUGGGCCUCCCGUUCCUCAACCCUUACCUGGCCAAGAACAUGAGCUUCGCCCAUGGGGUGAACUUCGCCGUCGCUGGAGCCACCGCCAUGGACCUCGCCGACCAGUUCAACGGGAGCUUCUCCAUGCCCUUCACCUCCAACUCCCUCAAGCUGCAGCUCCGGUGGUUCAAGGACUCCAUGAAGUCCACCUACGCCACUCAUGCAGGCAAUUCAUCAAUUUCCUUCCCUCUUAUUACUCCUCAAUGCACACUCUGUUUUCAACAGUCGGGCAUACUAAUUCUAUAUGUAAAAUCUGUGUGUGCAGUGAUACGCAAAAGGCUCCAAUCAUCUUUGGUUUUGGUCGGGGAGAUCGGAGGAAACGACUACAACUUCGCCUUCUACGCAAACAAGUCUGUCAGUGAGGUGGAGAAAAUGAUCCCAGCUGUGGUUCAGACCAUCAUCAACGCCACCAAGGAAGUGCUGGACAUGGGCGCGAGCAGAGUCAUCGUCCCGGGCAACUUCCCCAUCGGCUGCCUCCCUAGCUACCUCACCGCGAUGGCAGCGCCGGAGCCCUCGGCCUACGACUCUACGGCCUGCCUCAAGGACCUCAACCUCUUCGCCGCCAAGCACAACACGCAGCUCCAGCAAGCCGUGGCCGGUCUCCAGGCGUCAUACCCAGACGCGGCCAUCGCCUACGCAGACUACUUCAACUCCUUCCUCAGCCUCCUCAAGGGCGCCCCGGCGCUCGGCUUCGACUCGAAUAGCACGCACAAGGCGUGCUGCGGCGCCGGCGGCAGGUACAACUACGACUUGAGGCUGAUGUGCGGCGUGGAGGGGACGGCGGUGUGCGCGGACCCGUCGGCGUACGUGAGCUGGGACGGCAUCCACAUGACCCAGGCGGCGUACAAGGCCAUGUCCAGGCUCAUCUACCACGGCCGGUACCUGCAGCCACAGAUACUCAACUUCCCGGAGAAGAAUGGGCAGACGUGAUGAAACUGUUUUGAUUCUCCCCUAGAUGAUGGAAACCUCGCCGCGACAUUUUGAGCCUUUGAUGAGUUCUUCCAUGGCUAUGCUAUAUAUGCUAUAUAUGUGCUCUGCACUAUGUAUCCAGACUAAACUACGAGGUAAAGUAAAAGUAAAGAUGCAGUUUUAGCAUGUUGAGCAGGGUACACGGUUACAAACAAAGUUAGUCUCUCAAGUAAAAUGAGAGGAUUUUACGUGUUGAUUUGGUACACAGUUAGUACAAACCUACAUUCCUCUAAAGAAGUUGCAAA